Molecule: messenger RNA, 3152 nt
Organism: Orbicella faveolata
Lineage: Eukaryota; Metazoa; Cnidaria; Anthozoa; Scleractinia; Merulinidae
Source: RefSeq, a predicted model, not a curated record
AAAACUCUCAAAACAGCAAAUAAUUGGCAACAAUUUCGGAAAACCUGCUGACUUUUGCAGGUUGUUGAUGUGAGUUUUAUUCAGUUGCAAAUUCUUGCUUUCCAUCUCAUCUUUACUUGCAACUAAAACAGCUACAGAAAGCUUGCAAUCAUGAAAAUCAUAGCGUGGGAAAGUUGACAAAGAUGGGCUCAAUUUGGAGUACCGAGCGAGGUAAAAUUCAUAGCAGCUCAGAGUUGAACGAAGAAAGAGGGGAGCUGGCACAAGAAGAUAGCGAUUCUAACUGUGAAGAGAUUUUCUAUGAAACUGUGGAUAAUGCUUCGUCAUCAAACGGUGAUUUAACUCCACAAAAACUAUCAGCUGACUCGGAAAACAGCUGUAUAAAAGAGCCACAUGAAACUAGUGCAAUUGUAGGCGAAGCGAAAGGUGAAAUAAGCUUUACACACCAUCAACAGGAAGAGAAAAUCUCAGAUUCUGCUGUCUAUGAAAUUUCCAGGGAUCUAAGUAAAGUUAAUACCGAGGCAUCAAGGGAUUCUCUCAUAGCAACAGAAGAAAGUGAAGAAAAAGAAAAAGAAACGAAAACUAAAAAGUGGACAAGUGUUUCAUGCAGGAAUCUUCCAUUACAUGAAGAAGAUCAAGUCUUGGAAUGCAGCAAUUUUUCACUGCCACUGAUUGCUGAGGAAAAAGUUUUCCGAGGAAGACAUUUUAAAAGCAUUUCAGAUCCACAAAUGUUUGCUUCAGUGAACUCUUCACAGGAGCUUAAACCUGAUGUUCCUCGUUCAUGCUCAUGGCAAGUUGAUGUAGACUGUUUUAAAUCUAAGAAGAGGAGGAAACCACCAAAAAAGUAUUUAAGAACCAAAGAGCAGGAUUUGCAGAGCAAUGAUGGCAACAAGAGAUCUGGAACCACAGAUAAACAAGAACUAUACACAGGAAGUUACCUGGCUUUCUCAGAAAUGGCCACUCAGGAAAUGAUGGCUAGAAGGAAAGUCUUAGACCUCAGAAGAUGGUACUGCAUGAGCCGACCUCAAUACAAGCGGUCCUGUGGCAUUUCGUCCGUGGUAUCCUGUUGGAAUUUCCUGUUUAGCUCACUAGGUGCAGGCAGCAAGCAGCCCCUGACUCAAGAAGAAGCACUGAGUGUACUGGGUUUCCAACCACCAUAUGGGGAAAUAAGAUUUGGACCAUUCACUGGAAAUGCCACUUUAAUGAGAUGGUUCAGACAGCUUUGCGAUCACUUCCAAGUUCACGGCGAGGCAUACUUUUUAUAUAAACCCAAAGGAAAGAGCCGUACUUUUGGCCUGAGUGGGGAUGAAGCUUUACGUCAGCUAAAGAAAGGUCUGCAUAACCCACAGAUGGCUUUCAUCUACCACUGCUACAAUCACUACUUCUGUCCUAUUGGAUAUGAUGACUCACCUAAUAAGGCUGUUGAUGCGUACAGGGCACAGUUGUAUGAAGAUGAGGUUGAAACUUGGAUCCUGAUUGGAGAUCCAAGUUGCAAACAUCCAAGUAUCCACUGCAAGAGAUGGGCAGAUAUUGAAACAGAUUUAAACAAUGAAUCCCCUUUGUACCUUAACAUUCGCCAACUUCACAUGGGAAUUCAACAUAAAAAUGUUAAAAAGCCUGGAGGAAAUCUUCACUGUAUCAUGGCAUUCCAAAAAAGUACCUGGCAACAUCACCGGAAAAUCACACCCACAGCGUCAAUUAAAAGAAUGCUUCAAGGAGAAGAAGAGGAUGAAAUUCAAACUGAUGGAAGUAUCACGGAUGAGUGCAAUUAUAUUGCAAGUGACUCGAGUGAUUAACAAUGCGAUAUCCUUCAUCAGUUGAGGAAUCAGUAUAUUGAUAGAAUGAAUGACUGAACUGAAGACAUUAGACAGUGCAGUUUCUAGUUUGUCAGCAUGGUACAUGUAGUUCUUGGACAAGUACUAAGUAUUCAUCAAUAUAGGCAUGCAGUGUGUUCAAAUUAGGACUGAGUAGAUCGUCCCCAACAUUCCUGGGAUACAUGUAUUCCCUAUAUUAUUACGACUUAAACAAACUUUUUCUCAAGCUGACUUUUUGAUGACAUCACUCCCACUUCUAUCUUUCAAUAUUUCAGAAGUACUGCACCUCUGCAAGUGGAAACGUUCUGAGGUAACGUAGAUCUGAAACACACAAAGAAAAGUCUUUGCCAAGAGCAGUUAAGAAUGCCAGAUCAAAGAUCUGUUAUUUUAUCCAGCUCUAAAUCUUGCCAGUCCGCGAGUGAUUGUCAUACAUGACACUUAAUCAGUUAAAAAUAUCAAUCAAAGUCCACAUGGCCAGGUCACAGUCAGUGUUUGACUCUCCACAGUCUCUCCCCAUGCUUACUCUGUCAAACAUGAUGCAAAAGAUUGCUCAAGAGGAAAAAUGGCUAUGCAAAAUCUUGCAAGCCAACUUCUUGUCAUUGACUUGAAUCUUACAAGUAGGUUGUGAAGUUUAAUUGACAUUUUGUAAUAAAAGUUGUUCUUUAAAAGAUUAAAGUUCUAUAAUACUAUGUAAAUAACUAUGGGUAAGUAGAGUUCUUUCAAGGGUGGUUUCUUGUAUGCAUAGAAGUAUGUUCGUUAUUUUGACUUCUCCAUACGGAAGCUGUGCUUUACAUGUAUAUGAACAUGUAUGCAAAGUGAUGUCCUCUCUAGGCUUGUGUUUGUGCUUAUGUUUGGCUGUGAAAACCAGCCUUAUACUUACAGAUAGUCUAGUUGAAUGUAUGAUUUACAGACUGAGUGAUUUUGUUCUGUCUUGGGUGAGUUUUAGGAUAAGCAAUCAAACUGGAUGUUAACCUUGUAUCAGGUUAAAACAAAGAAGGAAUAAAGUUUGACAACUUCUGUUCACUAGAAUCUCCUUUGUCAUUGAAAUUUAUUAGUUACUGGUACAACCCUGUGUUUGUAUCAGAUAGAAAUUUUACAAAAAUUAGAAUAUAAAAUUCCUACAUGUAUCAAUUAAAUGUCAAUUCUAAUUAAUUGUAUUAGGUUAUCUAAACAAGCUAAUUCAUCACCAAUCAUAUACUGUCUUGUACAUGAAUAUGUGUGUAAAAAACAAUUCCAUGAAUGCAGGUUGGAUAUGAGUUGCCUUAAUUUUCAAAUUAUCUCAUAUCCAACAAGCACAAGUGGAAUACAAAUGCCACCAAAAUAUUGAAUACUAAAACAAAA